Messenger RNA from Eruca vesicaria subsp. sativa (arugula), 433 nucleotides. The record is from the annotation of a GenBank genome assembly. NCBI's taxonomy places the organism in Eukaryota, Viridiplantae, Streptophyta, Magnoliopsida, Brassicales, Brassicaceae.
AACCACCGGGUUGAGGAAGAAGAAGAAGAGGAAGGCGAAGAUGAGUUCAUCAAUGGCUCUUCGAGAUUUGCAGAGAGACCUAGAGUCUAAGGCCAAUGACCUCGCCAAAAUCCAGAAAGAUAUUGCCAAGGAUCACCAGCUGAGGAAGAAGUAUACGAUCCAACUUGGUGAGAACGAGCUCGUGCUUAAGGAGUUGGAUUUGCUAGAAGAAGACGCAAACGUCUACAAGUUGAUCGGUCCAGUGCUUGUCAAACAGGAUUUGGCUGAAGCUAAUGCUAAUGUUCGCAAACGUAUUGAGUACAUCUCUGCUGAACUGAAACGGGUUGAUGCAUCUAUCCAAGAUAAUGAAGGACAACAAAACAGCAAGAGAGAAGCAAUGAUGAAGUUACAACAACGGCUUCAAUCUAUCCAGGCAGGAAAAGCAAAGGCUUGA